UUUUCAUUACUAGACUAUUUGACAAAUGGGUGGAUUAUAAUCCAUCAUUGUUGUCAGAAGGACUAAAAAGGACAUUGCUAUGAAUGAUGGCUAUAUAUGAGGCAUGAAAUUUUGUGAAAUGAUGAGGGGAAUGUCUGUCAUUUACACAGUCAAACAUUAUGACCUAUAAUCCACCAAAAAAUAAGCUGGGGAUAGCCCGACUUAUUUUUUGGUGGGUUAUAAACCGAAAUAAGCCACUUGCCAAACAUCUCAAGGUGGAUUAUAAUCCACUUUUGUGGCCUAUUAGUCACUUUAGCCACUUGCUAAAAUUGCUCUUUAAUAUUUGAUUCUAUGUAUUCAGAAUAAAUGUCUGACUACAUAUGUUAUCCUUGACCCUGACCAAGUUUUCCUGAGGGAAAAUGAUAAUUGUAGUACAAGUUCCAUACUACUCUUGUACUACUACUACCAGAUGUGUGGGGUUCUUUCUUGGAAAUUGUAAAGAAAAAUUGUGAGUCGUUAUGGACCCUACUCUUUGUUUGUGGAAGUAUAAAAAUAGUAUAAAGUACAGUUAUCAAUACUUUUUUUCCUGAGAGCUUCUUGCACUGGCUAAUUAUUACCAGCUACUAAUUUGAUGCUUUUUCUUAGUAAAUAUUAAUUAUGAAGACAUUAACUAAGUUAGCUUUACCUGCUUACUAUGGUAACUGUGCAUUAACUAUGAAGAUAUUAGACAUUAUCUUCAUAGAGAACUUCUUCUCAAACAUUGAGUCGCUGCAUUGACUUUCAUGAUGUAUGAUUAUUGUUCUUGUCUGUACUGCAUUUGGAUUAGAAGACAUUAACUAUUUGCAUUUACUAAUUGUGUCAAUGCUUUCUAUAAAAUCUGGUGACUGCCUACUUUCUCUAGGUAAAGCUUUACUUCCCCUUCCCUUGAUUUUUUUUAAAGCACAGGAAAGCGAAUCUUCGUAGCUUGCAAUGAGUUUAAAGUCCAAGCGAGGAUUUUACCCACUUUUCUGUAGAAAGAGCUUGCUUGAAAUACUGAUGGCCAUUUUAUUAGUAUCGGUUGGUGCCGAGGGAGCAAAGCCCAGCUCUCUCACAGAUAAGGUGAUAGAGCAGCUGGACAAUCACAGUAGGCUAGCGGUGAAGACCAUAAUGAGUGAAGAUGGUGACAUUAUUGAUUGUGUUGAUAUCUACAAGCAACCUGCCUUUGAUCAUCCACUGCUCGGAGAUCACACCAUCGAGAUGAGGCCUAGUUUCAUCCCAGCAAUAAAGGAAGGGAGCAAUUCACGCAGAUUUUUGCCACAACAAACUUGGCAAAAGAAGGAAAGCUGCCCUGAAGGAACUAUUCCUAUCCAAAGGAUUCGAGAAACAUACCCUAUGAGGAUAGAUCAAAAAAAGUUUGGCCCGAACGGAGAGUUUUCAGAGUGCAAAGUAGAGAUGGCUCGGGUAGAUGUUUAUAAUGGUGGACCCUAUUUUGGAGCCCAAGCUACAUUCAAUGUGUGGAAUCUACAUGUUGAGGCAAGUGAAUGGAGCUUGAACUCGAUCUCUACGUACGAUCCGCAUUACUCCUUUAUCGAAGCUGGAUGGGCGGUCAGUCCAGUCUUGUUUGGGGAUCUAAGUCCUAGAUUGUUUGUCAACUGGCUGGAUAGAACUAAAGAUGUAGGGUGUUUCAACUUGAGGUGUCCAGGGUUUGUCCAUGUGUCAAAGAGUGUCAUGCUCGGUGCAGUCAUGCCCCAAGUCUCAGCCUAUGGUGGAGAACAGGUUGACUACAAUUUUGUAACCUAUAAGGAUCCUGUCCAAAGGAAAUGGUGGAUCCUGUACGAAGGUGAACCAGUUGGUUACUGGCCAUUUGCCUUGAUAGAAGGAUUUGAAGAAUCUGCUCAUAUUAGUUGGGGUGGAAGUAUCUGCGACAUGCAGGUAAAUGGAUUUCAUACAACAUCUCAGAUGGGAAGUGGCCAUUUUCCGAUGGAAGGCUACGGGAAAGCUAGCCACAUUCGAGAUAUUCUUGUUAUGGAUUCGAAUAAGAAUUUCGUACCUCCAUGCUGUAUCCAGUACUUUUCUUCGUACGAAGGUUGCUAUAAGGUCGACACUUGCAAAUCCUUCCCAGAUGACAAAGGACCAUGCAUAUAUUAUGGAGGUACCGGAGGCAAAUGCUGCGAUGGCCGUUAUCAUCUUACCAAGCACGUGCGAGUUCUGCAUGUAAUGUCAGGGUAUUCAGACUGAUAUGCAGUAGUUCUGAACUAUUCAGCAAGUUUAAUGG
This is a messenger RNA of Asparagus officinalis (garden asparagus), 2233 nucleotides long. RefSeq lists its product as uncharacterized. The coding region runs from base 949 to 2196 and encodes 415 amino acids. Lineage: Eukaryota; Viridiplantae; Streptophyta; Magnoliopsida; Asparagales; Asparagaceae. The transcript has 9 exons. The record is from RefSeq and is a predicted model, not a curated record.